AUUUUACUGACGUUUCACAGAUAACUUCAGAAUGAAGGUGACGAUCAACACCGCUGUAGUGGCUGACGACAAUGGAAGGAAGCAUUUCCACGCCAAGGGCUACCAAUAUACCAUCGACCACGGACAGGCCUCGUUCAACAUGACGAAUCUCUUCAAAGGCAAUCCAGAAUUGAGCAACACGGUGUUGACAUUCAUCAACGAGAACUGGCGACUGAUAGCCGACGAGUUCGGCAAGCCGAUCACAGACUUCGCGACGGAGACCGUCGUGAGAUCCAUUGAGAAGUUCUUCCUCGCCGUCCCGAUUGAGGAGCUCGUCGAGGGGCCUGUAACAUUAUAUGAUUAAACAGUGAAUAAAA
Molecule: messenger RNA, 356 nt
Organism: Cydia strobilella
Lineage: Eukaryota; Metazoa; Arthropoda; Insecta; Lepidoptera; Tortricidae
Exons: 2
Coding region: 32-343 (103 amino acids)
Source: RefSeq, a predicted model, not a curated record